This is a messenger RNA of Wyeomyia smithii (pitcher-plant mosquito), 815 nucleotides long. RefSeq names its product elongator complex protein 5 (gene Elp5). The record is from RefSeq and is a predicted model, not a curated record. Gene Ontology annotation, cellular component: elongator holoenzyme complex; nucleus; cytosol. Gene Ontology annotation, biological process: tRNA wobble uridine modification. The transcript has 3 exons. NCBI's taxonomy places the organism in Eukaryota, Metazoa, Arthropoda, Insecta, Diptera, Culicidae. The coding region runs from base 107 to 793 and encodes 228 amino acids. Gene Ontology annotation, molecular function: tRNA binding.
UUUCACUUCCUGGAGUAUAAAAAAUACGAUCGAAUUAUCAAAAUCAAAACAAACAUGCAGUAUCGGUUUCAGCGCUUUAUGUUUAAAAUCGUAAAAAUUCACUAAAAUGUUAAGUAACCAUUUAUUCCAGCAACAGAAAAUAGUUCUUCUGAAAGACAAGUUGGGAAUUGAAAGGGAUGCUCAUAAAAUUGUUUCAAAAUUCGUCAACGAGCAAAAAGGAGACAAGGCGCUACUAACCACCGUUGAAUCCCUUACCGAACAAGGAGCAUUUCUGUUUGCCCGCGUUUCGAAACUAUCCAGAUCGCACGAACCAGCCGCACUAUUCCGAUUCGUUCAGCUAUGUCGCAAAAGUCCAUCACUACAGUGCCUAUUCCUGUGGGCAACAGAAAAGAACAUUCUACCAACGAUGCUUGUUGCUUACCUGGAGCACAUGUCCGAACUCAUAGUAACGUUCGAGGACGGCAAACAUCUUUCGAUAUUGGCUAAGAAAUCCACUGGAUCGGUUAGUAAUCGGUUCUAUCGGUAUCAAGCGCUGAACGGUACGCUGUCGAUUGUGGAGAGGAAGAAAUCGGAACGCACGAAAGCUUCAGCUAAUACGACGGUCAUAGAUCCAGCCUCGCUGGGAACAUUUAAAAUCGGUGAUUUGAAGCAAGACGAACAGGAAGCGAAAGAUUCGCUGACUUUGCCGUUUGAAUUCUACAAAACUACUUCCGAAGGGGGCAAAGUACUGUAUCACCCGGAUGCUGAGGACGAUCUGGACGAGGAGGAUCCGGAUGAUGAUUUGCUAAUAUAGUGAGAGUAUUUUUUAUUCAAAA